Molecule: messenger RNA, 614 nt
Organism: Pseudophryne corroboree (corroboree frog)
Lineage: Eukaryota; Metazoa; Chordata; Amphibia; Anura; Myobatrachidae
Gene: ATP5MG
Product: ATP synthase membrane subunit g
Exons: 3
Coding region: 188-511 (107 amino acids)
Biological process (GO): proton motive force-driven ATP synthesis
Molecular function (GO): proton-transporting ATP synthase activity, rotational mechanism
Source: RefSeq, a predicted model, not a curated record
UAUUGCUCGUCGUCAGAGGACAGUAGGCGCCGCUCUAUCCUCUGCCAGGGCGUUCUCAUCUGCUCUGGGCGGGUGACAUUGGGAAGACGCUCUAUCACACUGACUUCCAGUCUCGCCGGCUCAGGAGGUGACUUUCCCUGUGCACAGUGCGGCAGCAGCAGGCCUCAGGCAGUCUCCGGUGUGCAGCAUGGCUCAGGUGGCUCAGAAGCUCGUUAAGACCCUCGCAGUGAAGACGCCACAGCUUGUGAGCGCCGCUGUCAGCUACUCACGGCCACGACUUGCAACUUUCUGGUACUAUGCUCGCGUUGAGCUGACCCCUCCGAGUCCUGCAGAAAUUCCAAAAGCCAUUGACAGCAUGAAGGGACUAGUGCAGUCCUUCCAGAAAGGCCGGUUAUCUGAAGUUACCGUCAAGGAUGCCCUGAGGAAUGGACUGGUUGCAACUGAGGUCUUGUUCUGGUUCUACAUUGGAGAGUGCAUCGGGAAAGGAGGCUUGGUUGGCUACAAUGUCUGAGACUCUUUAGUUCCAGUUUGUAAAGCCUGUGCUGUGACCUGUAUCUCUAACAUUAUGGACUCAAUAAAUGAAACUGCAAGUGGCAGCCCCUCUGCACAACAUA